This is a messenger RNA of Tigriopus californicus, 4404 nucleotides long. It is a transcript of the gene Cog8, whose product is annotated as conserved oligomeric Golgi complex subunit 8-like. Gene Ontology annotation, biological process: intra-Golgi vesicle-mediated transport. The record is from RefSeq and is a predicted model, not a curated record. NCBI's taxonomy places the organism in Eukaryota, Metazoa, Arthropoda, Copepoda, Harpacticoida, Harpacticidae. Bases 73 to 3144 code for a protein of 1023 amino acids. Gene Ontology annotation, cellular component: COG complex. The transcript has 4 exons.
GUGAUCGAGAAUCCUUAUUUGUGUUUGUUUUGUCAACGUCACAGUCAGAGAGUGUUCGUGAAGUGAAGGGAAAUGACGACCAACCCGCCAACCCAUCCGGAUCUGUCGGUUUUCAGCGAUGAUCCCUUCUUCCACGAAUUGAUGAAAUCGGGCCGGUCGCGAUUGGAGCUUGAAAGUCAAUCGUUGGCCUCGAGAUCCCGUCAACUGGAGGAUGAGACCCGUGGCAUGGCCUUUGACCAUUAUUCCACCUUCAUUAGUGCGGCUGACUGCUGCCAUGACAUUGCAGGGCAAUUUCGACGCAAUCAGGAGCAAGUCUCGGCCUUGACCGAUGAUUUGCCCAAGGUGGCCUCAACAUGUCUGGACUUUCAUGGCAAGGCCUUGAAGUUAAGUGAGGAGCGGAAAAAGACCUCGAUGGUCCUGGCUAAUCAUACCAAGUUACUCGAAGUCUUGGAGCUCCCUCAAUUGAUGGAGACUUGUGUUCGAAAUGGUCACACGGAAGAAGCCUUGGCCAUUAUUCAAGUAGCCAAUAAGAUUGGUAAGCCUUUGGGAGGGGUGCCAUUGAUCGACGGUUUGGUCAAGUCGAUUCACGUGUCGGCAGUGUGGAUGUUGAAUCAAUUGCUGGCCAAACUCAAGACCCAAAUCCAGUUGCCGGAGUGUCUCAAGAUUGUUGGCCUGAUUAGACGAAUGGGGGCGUUCAACGAGGCGGAAUUGCGAAUCAAGUUCCUUCAAGCCCGCAAGGUACAUUUGGAUAACAUCUUGAAGUCCUUGCCAAACACGGAUCAGUUGAGUUUAUUGAGUAAAAUGGUGGAACAAACGAGGAUUGGCAUUUUUGAUACCAUCACCCAAUAUCGAGCCCUCUUCUCGGAUGACGAGACUCGGUUCAGUGGAACCAAAUCCUCAAUCUCAUCUUAUAGAAUGAUCUUCAGUUCGUGGAUCUACCAGAGACUCAACAAGUUCCAAGAGCAUUUAGUGGAGGGUUUGAAUCAGCUCAAUGAUAUCCAGGGACUCGAGGCUCUAGUUGACCAGGUCAUGUAUUUUGGACAAAGUUUAGGGAGAGUCGGUUACGAUAUGAGAAUCUUGGCCAUUCCCAAAUUGAACGAUUUUGCCGUGCGAUGUCUGCAGAACAUUUUGGAUCAAGGCAGGACUAAUUUGAAAGAGGUUCUGGCGAACUCUCAAUUGGUGUAUGACUUCUCUAUCUACGAUAAAAUUGAACACGGACCCAAAGCUGAAGGAGAAUUCCAAAUAACCUACUAUCCAGUGGCGAUUGUCUACAAUACGAUUAUCCAGUGCUUGAACCAAUUCCGAUAUAGGAUGUCUGUGACAACCGCGGUGAAAAUCAAGAGCUCCAUGGGAAGUUUCCUCAGUGAUGCAUUGGAGAUCAUCAAAGAUUUCGAGGUGAUCAAUGCCAAGCAAGGUCCCCUUCUGCAGGAGGAAAUGAACGAGAGCACCAUUCCCCAUUUGAACGGCCUCAUCGACGGGUUGGGCAAUGAUUUUUCUCGGUGCUCGGAGAGCGGACUUGGGUCAGGGGUGAACCACGGCAGUGCCACUGGUAAUCAUGUGCAACAGCAGCAGCAACAACAACAACAACAACAACAGCAUGACAUGUCCCUCAUGUUCCAACAACACCAUCAACAACUUUUGUUGCACCAACAUCAGAUGAUGAUGCAACAGUUUCAGCAACAGCAGCAAUUGCAACAACAGCAACAGCAAAUGCAAGCUGCCGUGGAGGCUGCCGCAGCAGCAGCGGCAGCAGCGGCCGCGGCCAAUGCGUCAAGUUCCUCGAGUUCGUCGUCCUCGUUUUUGGCGACCCUGCCCACGACGUCGACCUUAUCAUCCUCGAAUAAUGACGAGGGGUUCAUCGAUGAGCCCGAUUGUGACUGUGAUGCUCGUAAUAACUUUUCAAAUGACACGAAGGUAGACGAGUCCAUCGGGUCGCUCCCAGCCUCGACCUCUUCUGCCUCUGCUUCGACCUCUUCGUCAUCCUCUUUCUCCAGUCUGUCUUCCGACUCGUGUCCCGAAGCCUCGAAUAACUUGGGCAACGUCAGUGACGACGAAGACAAUAACAAGGCUCCCUUCCAGUAUUGUUACAAUUGUGCCCCUUUUCAUGCCUCGAAUGGGCGUGGCCCCACCUUGGUGCCCUCUCUGGCAAGAUCUCAAACACCCAUGCCAUCACAAAUGCUGGCCAGUGUCAGUGCCUCUCAGGCCAACACCGCCCGAACUACCACGACUCCCAGUGGUAUGUCAUCGUUGGCCUUUGGUGAUUUCACCCUGUACAAUAUGGACUCCAAGUCUAACGAGAACCUGAACCCUCAAUCAUCGGUGCUGGUGCAAGCUGGAGCGAAAAGGAGAAGGUCGUCGGAAGAUGAAGAAGAUGCUGACACUUCGAGUCUGGAGGAGAUCAAACGUCGAGAGGAUUCCCCGACAACCACUAAGCGAAGAAGAAACUCGUCCAGUUCCGAGGCAUCCUCGCCCAAUACCUCACUCAAUGAGUCGGGUUACUGUUCCACUGAGGAUCAGUCUUUCUCUUCCCCAUCACCCACCCAAGUGUUUCAAAAUCACCCAGCCUUUAGGCCUGUAGUGUCCUCAACGGUUUCGCAGCUCUCUGGAAUCCAAUCUGAAUGUUCCACUAGUGGCAAGCAGCCAUCAAUGGAAAUUGAUCAAAUCACCAGUUUGGUGUCAAUCUUCUCGUUCGGUCAACAAAUCAUGGCUGCUGCAGCAGUGCAAAAGCAGCAGCAACAACAGCAGCAACAGCAAAAGCAACAACAGCAAGAGCUACGCCAGCAAGAGCAAAGUCUGGAUUCCGAGAACACGCCGGCCGACCCCACCAAGUUAGCAUUGGGACAAGCAAAGUCCAAAACCAAAUCAACGAAGGUACCUGGCUCCAACGCCAAUGACGAGGACAGUGACAGUGAGAGUGACACAAGUAGUGAUAGUGGUCAUUCUAGCGAUGACCAUGAUGUCUCGUCUGACGACAAGUCUGAUCCUAAGGAGGAGAGUGUGGUAUCCGAAGUUGUAAGCAUUACCAAGCUGACGAGGGCCUCCAGUACCCCUGAACUUCAAUGUGGUGUUGAGGUGGCAAGGGCGGAGGGCGAGACCAUUGCCCCACCCGCAUCCCCGCCCUGUUUGGGAUUUUCAGCCGUUUAGCGUUGCCGUGGACCAUCAAAGAAGGGGGAAAGGACACUCAGAUUACCGCCACAUUCUAUCGCAAGAGCUAAAAAAGCAUCUUCAAAAGCCAUCCCAUCAUCAGUCGUCAACGUUUGGCCCGCUCCUUUACCCAUCAUCCAUUUCUUAAGCGAUGGCCUCUGUGCCUGAACGACCGACGCCGACGGCGCCCAGGAAGACAACGAGAAGUCGAGAAUUGUCUCGAUUCUUGUCUUGCCACUAUUUACCUGUGCCAGUUAUAACUACCUACCUGACCAAGCAAACCAUUAGCUCCAAAGAAAUGUGUCCAAAGAAAUCUUGCCCCGCAGGUGAUGUGGCUCAGACGCCGGUUGGAUGCGCAUCACCCUCAACCUGACACGAGAGAGUGGUACUGGUGCGAGAGGGCAACAACGACUGCGAACACGCCAUUGUUACAGAUCUUCCUCCUCUUUUGAAGACCAAGAUGUUGUUGAUGGUGCUGGUGGUAGUGGUGUUGGUGGUGGUGGUACUAGUGGUGGUGGAGAUGAUGAUGUUGUUGCUACCAACAACGACACAUCGACUAACCUCAUUGGUCGGGCCAAAUAAGAGCACGUUGGUGACUCCAUAAACCCUCUUACUCCGCCAAGCCCAAAUCCAACCUGAGCAACGAUUAAUUUCCUUUGUUGAACAACGGAAAAUUCCACGAGAGGCGAAGAUAAAUGCUAUCCUCAGCAUUCAAUUCAAGUCGCUAGUAUCGAUCUGAUGAGGUUAUUGUGCCAAGUACUUGAACACGAACCCACACACAUGCACUCACAAAACAGUUUGUCUGGCUGGCCAUGAACGUGCAAGCUGCAAAGCUGUUAGCUGCUGGUCUUCUGACAGCUAGUGGGAUUCCCAACAGCUCAGCUUUGCCACAAAGUCCGAAACCCGAACUGGAGUCUUCUUUUCGCCUUCCCUCUCAUCCAGCGAUGGAUGCCUUGUCUUGUACUUUAAAAAAACUGAUAUUGAAGUGGCCAUUUUGUAGUACCUGAGCUACCCCGCCCAACCUUGCUGGCUGAUCCCCCAAAAACCAUGACAUUGCGGCUUUUGACCCUUGACGCAAAACCACCAUCACCAACAAAACUACAGUCAAAUAUACUCAUCCAUGCUGGAGAUGGUACUCUCAUUUACUUUCAGUCCUAUUACCCAUAUAUAUACUACGAUGAUGCGCUCGAAUCCAAAUCAUAUGAAAAAAAUAUAAAAUGAACAAAAAUAAAGAGGCAUAUACACUAAGUAAAAAACCGA